Messenger RNA from Aureobasidium pullulans EXF-150, 804 nucleotides. RefSeq lists its product as uncharacterized. Bases 1 to 804 code for a protein of 267 amino acids. The transcript has a single exon. NCBI's taxonomy places the organism in Eukaryota, Fungi, Ascomycota, Dothideomycetes, Dothideales, Saccotheciaceae. The record is from RefSeq and is a predicted model, not a curated record.
AUGGCAUCCGAACUCACCUUCCACGACUUGACCUCCAAACACUGGCCUGCCUCUUGGUCACCAUUUACAAUCCGCACAACACUCUGCCUCAACUAUCUCGGUCUCUCCUACAAACACAAUGAAAUCUCCUACCCGGAUAUCGCUUCCUUCCUUCCCACCCUAGGCGUCCAAGCGUCUGGAAAAUCCACAGAUUUCACUCUCCCCGCUGUAACGUUCCCGGACAAGACGAUCAUGGAAUCCACCGCCAUUGCCGAAAAGCUCGCCUCUACAUCUGCAGAGUUUGGGAAAAAGUUGUUCCCACAGGGUGAAAAGAGUAUAGCGGCGGCCAAAAAAUUCGACACCAAAGAAGUCUGGGGUAGGAUUUUCACGGCGAUGGCGAAGGAGCAUAUUCUUCCUUUCGUGCCUGCAUUUCUAGACGACAGAGGGAGAGAAUAUUUCUACCGCACCAGGGAGGAAAUAUUCGGUGGCGGUUUGGAUGAGAUGAGGGAGGGUGCUUUGGAGGCGGAAAAGGAGCAUGGUCUGCAAGCGAAGAUUGAAACUGCUCUUGUGCCGCUGGUGGAGUUUUAUGGGGAGUUGGAUAUGCAGGGGAGUGGUGAGGGUGGUGUGUUUGCUUUUGGAGGUGGGCGGCCGCAGUAUUUGGAUUUUCAGGUUGUUGCUUUGGUGCAGUGGUGGGUUUAUGCUAGGGGUGGGAAGGAUGUCAAGGCGGCUUUGGAAAGUGUCGGUGGUGGAAGGUUGGCUAAAGUCAUGGAGGGAUGUAAGGACUUGUUGAAGCCUAAAGAGGUGGCUGCUUCUGUCCAUCUGUAA